Volvox carteri f. nagariensis is the source of this 978-nucleotide messenger RNA. RefSeq lists its product as uncharacterized. The transcript is spliced from 6 exons. The coding region runs from base 1 to 978 and encodes 325 amino acids. NCBI's taxonomy places the organism in Eukaryota, Viridiplantae, Chlorophyta, Chlorophyceae, Chlamydomonadales, Volvocaceae. The record is from RefSeq and is a predicted model, not a curated record.
AUGGCAGUGGAAGUAAAGGCAUGCAGCAGGGUGUUACUGAUGGGUGCGCUGUGGCUGCAUGGCCGAGCAGAUGGUGAGUGGGCAAUGGGGACAGAAGCUUGUGCAGGCGACCAAUGGAUGGUGAGCGUAAUGUGUGCGUCGGGCGACAAGGGCAUGCGGCCGGCAUGUCCCCAGCGCCAAGUGGUGGACAUCAGGAGUGAGCAGGCUGCCAGCCUGUUGCACCGCGUGCCUGCUGAUGCGGGUCGGGUCAAGCAUGUUCCAUGUGCAGUCACCACCAGUGAAGGAAUGCGAGGCAGCGCCUUGUGCCUGGUGCUGGAGGUCCUGUCCGCAUCGAAUCAUCGGGGUGUUGCAGAGGGGUGGCUGCAUGCAGGCGAGGGUGCUCAGAAGCCCGCCAUUCCGUACACCGAUCGUCGACAUCCAUGUCGACGAUGUGAAAUGGUGGCCGACCUGUUGGGGCGUCUGGAGCCGCUGGUCCAGCCGAACCUGGUCCACAUUGCGGCCGAGCAUGCUGUGAUGCUGGUACCAGGCGGCCUGGUGGACACCGGGAAGGAGCUGCACAUACAGGUGUGCCUGCGGUCAUGUUUGUCCACCUACGAGCUGCUCAACUCGUUCGACUUGUGCGGCUGCAUGGUGGUGCUGACGGCCAACGGCCAGUUCGUCGCACACAACCAGUGGGUGGAGAUAUGCAAUGCAGGGGCUCGCUGUAUGAUGCUAGGGUGCAUCUGGGGAAGGGUGCACGGCAUGCUCACAGUGGCAAGGUUGCUGACAGCAGCACCGCUGGUAGCAUGGUGGUGGCCAGCCACUGUGAAGGUGUGGCAGACAGCUGUCAGGCGGCCAUGUGUGCAUGGGGCGGCUGGAGUUGGAUUGGCAGGGGCAGAAGGUGGUCACAUCAGCACACUCAUGCAACUGUGCAGUAAAGAUAAGGUCAGCACGUGCACAUUGAUAGUGAGGGUGCUGGCACCAUGCUGUGGCAACUGA